Messenger RNA from Linum tenue, 1569 nucleotides. The record is from the annotation of a GenBank genome assembly. Lineage: Eukaryota; Viridiplantae; Streptophyta; Magnoliopsida; Malpighiales; Linaceae.
AUGGCAGAGCGAUGGCGCCCUGAGCUGCAUACCUUCCACUUUCCCGAGGGUGAAAUGACGAUCACCCUCAAAGAUGUUGCCAUCCUCACCGGGCUCCCGAUCACCGGAGAUGCCAUCAUCGACAGCUCGAGAAAACCAGAAGAUGGUUGGGGGCCAUUGAUUCAACAACGUUUGGGGUUCAACAUGCCGACCACCACGCCCGUCGAAAGUCAUGGGCAUCCACCACUCAAUGCGGGGCAAGUAUCGAUCCCGUGGCUUGUUGACCACAUCCAGUUGGAGGUUAAUAAAGGCCCGGAUACUCCUGAAGAUCAGGUGGAGCGGUAUGCACGUGUCUACCUAAUUGGCUUGGUUGUAUGGGAUCCAUAUCCAAAUGAAGUGGUUGAGUUGCAUCGUCUUAGACAUCCCGAGGAUCAAGAGACAUGGUUGUGCAAGCCGCCUCCGAGCGAUUACGAUGAAGUCUUCCAGGCGGUGUUUAUGUACAUUGACAGAGUCUUUAGUAUAGUUCGUCCUCGCCAGCUUCUUUACUUGGCCAUUGAUGGUGUUGCUCCACGUGCCAAGAUGAAUCAACAACGGUCCAGGAGGUUUAAGACUGCUAAGGAAGUGGAAGAUGAAGCCUCUCUCAAGGCUGAGAGUCAUGAAUCAGGGGAAAACGAAUUGCCGGUCGAAGGGCAAUCAAAGAAGUUGGAUUCGAAUGUAAUCACUCCAGGAACUGAGUUUAUGGAAUUAUUGUCUUCAGCCCUCCGUUAUUAUAUUAACUUGCGCAUGAAUGAGGAGGAAGGGUGGAAAGGAAUAAAGGUCAUUCUUUCUGAUGCCAGUGUUCCUGGUGAAGGGGAGCAUAAGAUAAUGUCAUACAUACGCUUGCAAAGAAAUCUCCCCGACUUCAAUCCAAACACACGGCAUUGUUUGUAUGGUUUGGAUGCAGAUCUAAUCAUGCUUGCCUUGGCCAGUCACGAAAUUCAUUUUUCAGUCCUGAGAGAGGAAGUACGUAAGAUUACCUCUAGAGACAAUGGUACAAAAAGUGGUCAUGACUUGGGAAGUUUUCUGACAAAAUCAGGAAUUUCUCAGCAAUCGCCAGCUUUCUUGGACAAUUUAGCACACUUCAUUUCUGAGAGAAAAUUUCAGUUCCUCCAUGUUUGGAUUCUAAUGUACGAUUUAAGAAUCCCGGACUCAACAUCUGACACAGAUCUGGAGCGUUUGAUUGAUGACUUUGUUUUCAUGUGUUUGCUUGUCGGAAAUGAUUUUCUGCUACACAUACCAUCAUUGGCAAUCUCUGAGGGGGCUAUUGAUUUGCUUUUGAUGCUUUACAAAAAGGAGUUCGUCCGGAUGGGUGGUUACCUGACUGAUUCUUUUAAGAUAAAUUUGAAACGCAUGGAGCACUUCAUCCAGGCUGUGGGAUCUUACGAGAGUGUAAUUUUCAGGAAACGUAUUAAGAAGGGUGGUAGUGUAGACGCUCAAGGAUCAGCUAAUGGCCUUAAAAUUGACCCUGCUGCUGAGGUAGAGAAAUAUAAAGAAGGACUAUCCUGGGUUAUGCACUACUACUACUACUACUACGAAGGGGUAUGCUCAUGA